This is a messenger RNA of Oreochromis niloticus (Nile tilapia), 1908 nucleotides long. Its product is annotated as Golgi reassembly-stacking protein 2. The transcript has 10 exons. The coding region runs from base 151 to 1386 and encodes 411 amino acids. Lineage: Eukaryota; Metazoa; Chordata; Actinopteri; Cichliformes; Cichlidae. Gene Ontology annotation, biological process: Golgi organization. Gene Ontology annotation, molecular function: protein binding. The record is from RefSeq and is a predicted model, not a curated record. Gene Ontology annotation, cellular component: Golgi apparatus.
CCUCCUCCUCUUCACUACCAUCAUCCUCAUGAGCGGAAGUGCUGGGAAACCAAAGCCACAGGAAACACGGCAUGAUCCGAGCCGCCUGCUAACUAAUCACCUAACUAACCAGCACAGGUGUCCCACCCUGACUGCCGCACUCAGGGAAGCAUGGGAGCCUCUCCGAGCAUCGAGAUACCAGGUGGAGGCAAAGAGGGAUACCACGUCCUCAGGGUGCAAGAGAAUUCUCCCGGUCGCCGUGCAGGACUGGAGCCAUUCUUUGAUUUUAUCAUCUCAAUCUGUGACACUCGGCUGAACAGGGACAAUGACACCCUGAAAGAGCUGCUGAAGAUGAAUGUGGAGAAACCCGUCAAGAUGUUGUUGUAUAGCAGCAAGACGCUGGCCGUGCGGGAGACGACGGUCACGCCCAGCAACAUGUGGGGCGGCCAGGGGCUUCUGGGAGUCAGCAUUCGCUUCUGCAGCUUCGAGGGAGCCAAUGAAAAUGUUUGGCAUGUCUUGGAAGUGGAGCCGAAUUCUCCUGCAUCCCUGGCAGAUUUGAGGCCGCAUGCAGACUACAUUAUAGGAGCAGACACCGCCAUGACUGAGAGCGAAGAUCUGUUUUCCCUCAUUGAAACACAUGAAGGGAAGGAGCUGAAGCUCUACGUUUACAACACAGACGCAGACAACUGCCGCGAGGUGGUCAUCACCCCAAACUCUGACUGGGGUGGAGAAGGAAGUCUAGGCUGUGGGAUUGGCUACGGUUACCUGCACAGGAUACCUACCCUGCCAUUUGCUGAGGGUAAGAAGAUCAGUUUACCAGUACGGACUCAUUACGAACCACUUCCUUCACCAAAAGAUGGCUUCACAGAGGUCCACCUCUCUGCCGUCGUUCCAACUGUUCCGAUUGCUGUGUCUUCUUCUGCUUCGACGGGAUUGGAGCAAGGUCUCGCUAGCUUGUCCGUCAGCUCAAACCCAACAUCAGUCCUGAGCAGUCAUACAGGAGUUGCUGCUGUCCCGCUGCACAACCAAGUACCCCUCUCACAAACUGUUCCACUGUCUGUCAGUCCUGCUCCAACGCUACCAGGCGUAAUGCCCCUACCUGGAGGUCUUUCACCUUUUCCUAAUCUACCAAACCUAAAUGUCUCGUUGCCAGAUAUGAGUCGUGUAUUGCCACCGGGAGUUGGAAUACAGCCUGCAGGUCUUCCACCUCUUUCAGCAGUGAACCUGCCAGGUGUAGCCCCCAGUGCAACUCCUCCCCUAUCCAACUUUGUUUCACCCCCAGUCUUUGCUAGUACUUCUCCUGCUUCCACUAUCCUAAUGAACAGUUUUCAUGCCAAAACCCCCAACUCCCCAUCAGUGACCACCUCUGGAUCAAUAAAUAUUACAAUGUCUGCAGACUCAUCUUAACAGAAAGCAAAAAUUGAAGAUGUUGGCAUGCUCUCUAUAGUCUUUACACAGUGUAAUCUGUCCAUUCACCCCAGCACUCGGCUGACAAAUUACACGUGCACACAGACCAUCAGGAUUGUUGUGCGAGCUCAGCUGCAAGAAUGGAACUGGUAUUAAAUGCAGGACAUCCAGUUUGUCUUGGAAAUGGUGUGUCAGAAGAAAAGUCCUGCGUCUGAAGGCAGUUAAAGGAAAUUUGAGAGCAUUUUGGAGUCUAAGUUAUUCUGUGACAGAGGACAUUUAAAUUCUUUUUAAAAUAUGGAACAUGGGUUAUUCAAAUUGUGCAAAUCAGCAUCUUUGCAUCGUCAAGGAUUACACUACUUAACGGGAGGGCUCAACUAUAACUUAUACUACUGGGGAUCUUCCAUUAGAAAACAAGGCUUGCUGGCUGCAGCGUUGCAGACAUUGUUUUCUUGUCUUGUAUGAAAUUAUUUGUAAAGUGAAAUAUUGUUACCUUGAUUAAACUGAUGUAUUUUCUCAAUGUUA